AUUCAGAUGUCUGAUAACCGCUGAGGGUGGAAAGACAAGUCCUUGAAGUAGACCCUGCGGACACAUCUCUGUGCUCUUUGCAGGAGAAACGCUUUAGAGGGAAGUCAAAGCUUGCACUCCAAAUCUUAAAGAAUGCCCACAGUCUUCAGUGGAAAUUGUACACGUAGAAGAGACGGGAGAAUUUGGCCUUGAAUAUGAAUGUAAAAGUUAAUAGUACGAACACCCUGCAAAAGCUCACAUCCUGGUGUGCAUGUAACAAAUAUGCUUUCGGUCUCCGGGUCACGGUUGGAACGCAAUCUGAGGGAGAUCCACCUACUGAGAGGUUUCUGCUGUUCCUCUUCCUCAUCCUGCUCGUCUCGGGGUCCCGGUGUGCUGCUCAGUGUUACAUGAGACCCUCCAACAAAUACGGCUGUGUGGAAAACCGAAAGCUGUAUCACUUCGGCGUCGUGUGGAAGACCAAGGACUGUUUCCGAUGCGAAUGUCAGCCCCACACAAUGAUCUGCUGCAGCCUCGUUUUCAGACCCGUCAACUACGACCGGGAGAACUGCAUUGCCCUGUUCCAUCAGAAGACCUGCUCCAUGCGCGUGGUGUGGAGGACCGAUCCCCACCGACUUUGCCACGUCUUUACCGGAGCGGGCUAGGGCGGGCCCGGAGGGGUCUUCUCAUUCCGCAGCUCUGGAGAGGGGAGGGGGGCAGUCACUCGGCCUGGCUUCGGGAAGAACCGGCUCGUGCCCCCCUUUUCCACACACACGCGGCUGCGGCGGCUCUGCACCGAUUUGCGACAGCCCUAGUUCCAGAUUCUGGCUGGGAACGGCCUCUCUGGUGAAAUUGGGGGGUGCAAUAAAGACAAACGCAUCCAG
Molecule: messenger RNA, 860 nt
Organism: Pelodiscus sinensis (Chinese soft-shelled turtle)
Lineage: Eukaryota; Metazoa; Chordata; Testudines; Trionychidae
Source: RefSeq, a predicted model, not a curated record